AUGGGUUUAAGAAAAUUUUUAAAAAUGCAACCUCCCAAGGAGGAUACUUAUAGUGAAAACCAAUUUAAUUUAAAUGAAUUAGGUAUCUCAACUAAAUCAAGCAAACAAAAAAGGGAGAAAUUUGCAGCAUAUGGUGCUUACGCAAGAGAUCAUACUCAAGAUAAAUUUUAUGCCCCUGCAGGUUACGAAGUAUAUGCAAGACCUCAGGAUUUAAAUGCAGAAGAAGAGGAGGAAUUUGAAGAUGAAGAAACUAGUGAACGUAAAAAAAAGAAUCGAUUAUUUAAAAGAAAUAAAAACAAGACCAAUGGGAAUACAAAUACUAAUAUGAAUACAAAUGCACCUGCAACUACAAACACGAAGACAAAUGGGACAAACCCAUAUGACCAAUCACAAAAUGAUCCAUAUUCUAUUGGUGGGGGUAAUUCAAAUAAUGAUCCAUAUAGUAAUGAUGAUCCAUACAGUACCGGCAAUAAUUCUGGAUUUUAUGAUUCUCAUCCUACUGCUAAAAACUAUGGAUUACCACCAAGUGCUAUGGAAUCUAAGGGUAACCCAUAUAUCAACAAUAACAUAUCAGAUUAUAAUGGUGAUUAUAAUAGGAGCAGAGAUUUUGAAUCUUCUUCAUAUAAUGGGUAUAAUAAUCGUGAAAGUUCUUUAGACCCACAAUAUGGGGGGAGUUCCAAUGCCAAUAAAAACCCUUAUGGGGGGAGUUCUAGUAUGGAUAGUCCGUACUCUGGACUUGGAAUGGGCAAAUCAGAAAAUAGUCUAUAUUCUGGCCUUGGUAUGGGCAAAUCAGAGAGUAGUCCAUAUUCCAAAGUUGGCAUGAAUAAUACUAAUAGUAACUCAAGAACUAAUGUUCAAUCGAGGCCUGUUACUAGUAAUGGAUCUAAUGAUAGUAAUCCAUAUAAUCUUGCAUCAGAUACUCACGAUACAUAUGAUCGACCAAAUCGUAUUAGUGGAUUGAAACAACCUAAUAUUGAUGCUGGAGCAUCAAAUCCAUAUAGUAGAAGAAGAGGAGUUAAACCUAACAAGGCUCCAUCGAUGUAUUCAUUAGAUUUAAACCGUAGUCCAUUGGACGACGCACAAAGUACAAGUGGCAAUAUAUCGUCUUUGCUAUAUGCUAAUAAAGAAGGAAGUAAAGAAUUUGAUUUUGAAUUGGCUGAAGAAGAACAGCGAAACCAAGAAGAAGAGUAUGAUGAUGACGAUGAUGGAAUUAGAGGAUAUGGUACUUCAGGAAAUCAAAUGCAAUUAGAACAAUUGGAGAAAAGUAAAACUGAAGUGAUGAAUGAUGUUGCCAUUGAUGAAGAUUUGAACGCCACAAUUGAAGAGAAUGUCACUAGUUCGUAUAAUGAUAACAAUGGGUAUGGUAAUAGUUAUAACACACAGCUUGAAGAAGAAGAAGUGCUACAAGAUUCGUAUGGGUAUGGCAACCACCUGCAACAGCAGAAAGGAUACAAGACGUUCGAUGAAUUACAGCAAGAAGAACAAGAACGUGAACAACAAGAAGAGGAAGAAGAAGUGAAUGAGAUUAAGAAAGAAAUUAAAUUUUUAAAACAAAGUUCUGUGGCAUCGACGAGAAAUACAUUAAGAAUGGCUAAAGAAGCUGAAAUGUCAGGGAUGAACACUUUGGGCCUAUUAGGGCAUCAAAGUGAAAAAUUACACAACAUUGAAACUAAUUUGAAUUUAAUGAAAGCACAAAACGUGGUGGCAGAUGAUAGUGUUUCGCAAUUGAAGAAAUUAAAUCGAGGAUUAUUAGCUAUCCAUGUAUCAAAUCCGUUCAAUUCCAAGACUAGAGCUCGUGAGAAAGAAGAUAAGAUUAAACAACGUAAGAUGGAAGAACAAUUAAUGCGUGAGAAUGCAAACCAAGAUUUGAACACUUCUACAAAGAGAAUUGAAGAUGCAAUGAAUGGUACUGAUAUGAAUACGUUACAAGGGCAAUAUCAUCGUAAACAAGUCUUGGAAAGAAACAAGAAAUUCUUGUUUGAAGCAGAUGAAGAGGAUGAAGAAGCUGAAUUGGAAAUGGAUAGAAAUUUAACCGCUACAAACCAAAUUGUAGGUCGGUUAAAGAAACAAGCCAUGGCUAUGAGUUCGGAAGUGGAUUCUCAAGACAAGAGAUUGCGUAAUAUCGAGGAGGAUACUGACAAUUUGGAUAUCAAGAUCCAUAUGAACACUGUAAGAUUGGCUGAUAUUCGAUAG
Messenger RNA from Henningerozyma blattae CBS 6284, 2193 nucleotides. RefSeq lists its product as uncharacterized. Gene Ontology annotation, cellular component: plasma membrane; SNARE complex. Gene Ontology annotation, biological process: vesicle fusion; exocytosis. Bases 1 to 2193 code for a protein of 730 amino acids. The record is from RefSeq and is a predicted model, not a curated record. The transcript has a single exon. Gene Ontology annotation, molecular function: SNAP receptor activity; syntaxin binding. Lineage: Eukaryota; Fungi; Ascomycota; Saccharomycetes; Saccharomycetales; Saccharomycetaceae.